Molecule: messenger RNA, 1692 nt
Organism: Rubroshorea leprosula
Lineage: Eukaryota; Viridiplantae; Streptophyta; Magnoliopsida; Malvales; Dipterocarpaceae
Source: the annotation of a GenBank genome assembly
UCAAAACUUGUUUGCAUUGCGUAUGCGUGUGCACAGCGUGUGCUCUCCGGUUUUCCUUCGCAACUAAGUAGCCACACACACCCACCCAAUGACCUUCCCCUUCCUUUCUUCCUUCCUUCCUUCCUUCCUUCCUUCCUUCCUUCUAGUUUCUUUUCUUUUUUUUUUUUUUAAAAAAAGAAAAAUUCAUUUCACACUUCAUUUCCUUAUUAUAUUCUGCAACAGCAAGCUGUGAUCUCUUUACGGAUCCUCUUGUGCAAUUGACUUGAUUGCAGGUAAUUGAUUUGUUUCUACUCCAAAUUUUCAUCAAUGGCCAGAGACAUCAUGCAGCUUUCCAUCUGCAAGCGAAGCAGUUCCGUGAAAUCCUCGCGCAUGCGAGUUAUGAUAAAAAAAGUGGUGGCUAUGGAGAAAAAGCUAUCAAAGCUUAGGGCUGGAAAGAAUCGUGCAAAAGAGAAUCUGGAGAAGUACAUGGCAGUGGUAAAAGAGAAAGAAAUUAAAUGUGCCAAAUCUAGAAAGUUGAUUGAGCUCCUGUCAAAGGAAAAUGAAUGCAUCCAACAUUUCCUUGAUCUUGCUGUUCCUAUCAUUGACGCAGAAGACAAUGGUGACUUUGCUGGAGUUGAACUUCUUAAGCAGUCCAGUGAGUUGUUGGCCAAGCAGAUUGAUGAAAUCCAAGCUGAAAUCAUGAAUGGCCAACUCGAGUGAAAAUGGGGAUGCAUGCAAUGGCACCCACCUUUCAUUAUUGUUUAUCAUUAGUUUGGGUAAAAUAUGAUUGUUGUGGACAUGUUUGGCUUCUAUUUUUGAUUGGCUGCUUCGCUUCUGCUUACUCAUAUUGCUGCUUGUGAUUGUUAUAGACACCUGCCUUGUUUCUUAUCGUUGGUUUGAGUAUAAUAUGAUUGUUGUGGACAUGUUUGGCUUCUAUAUUUUGAUUCUGCCACAGUUCUGUUUAAUCAGAUUGCAGCUUAUCAUUGUUUUGGACACCUAUCUUUCAGCAUUGCUUAUCAUUAGUUUGAGUAUAAUAUGAUUGUUGUGGACAUGUUUGGCUUCUAUACUUUUUGGACACCUACCUUUCAUUAUUGCUUAUAAUUAGUUUGAGUUUAUUAUGAUUGUUGUGGACAUGCUCGAUUUCUGCCUCAAUUUAGUUUAAUCAGAUUGCUGCUUAUGUUCUAUUGCAACUAUCUUACAAAUGGUGUAUGUCUCCUCGGCUUCUUAUUGUUACUGCCAAAGCCAAACUAACAACUGUCUUAUAUAGAGUAACUAUGUCCCUUGAUGAAGUGAUGAUAUAUCAAUUUUCUAAAUUCUGCAAAGCACUGAGACACCUUUUUCAUUUUCUUGCAUUCAUUAUCUUCCUUUUUGGAAUUUCUGCCGUAGUUAUUCUAUUGAUAUGAAUAGUGUUUCAUCAGACAACUGAAUAAAUGAUACUGUAACUGAAGCCCUAGAUGUUAAUCUGGUCAAGAGUACUAGGGUUAGACUGCUAGUAGUAUCGUUUCUGUUUUGGUAUGUAGAGUCUCUAGAUUGAACCUAGACUGUAGUUGUAUCUAAGUAUGCAACAUUUACCCUUUUUGUCAGCGGUUAGACCAGCGGGCAGCUUGAUGAUGGGAAUAUGCAGAAAAUGAAUAAAGUUGUUGUUUUGGCAUCUGGUAUUUAAUGAGUCAUUUCUUAAAGUGGUCUUCAUUCUUCAUCCUAUUCUAAAUUGCA